GGGCCGAAUCUCGACCUUAAAGGUUGAGUCAGGAGCAACUGGAUCAGAACUUGAGGCUCUCUGCCGUUGGAGCGUGUCGUGACCUGAAGUGCGCGUGCGCAGCUGUGGCCACCGCAGGUUUUUGAAACAUGCAUCCUUCACUCCUGACUGUCCUGUGCUUGGGAAUCGCCUCGGCUGUUCCACAACUUGAUCAAAGCUUAGAUGCACAGUGGUCCCAGUGGAGGGCAACACACAAGAAACUCUAUGGCAAGAAUGAAGAAGGAUGGAGGAGAGCAGUGUGGGAGAAGAACCUGAAAAUGAUUGAACUGCACAAUCGGGAAUACAGCUUAGGGAAACACGGCUUCACAAUGGCAAUGAAUGCCUUUGGAGACAUGACCAAUGAAGAAUUCAGGCAAGUAAUGAAUGGCUUUAAAAACUUGAGACACAAGAAGGGGAAAGUGUUCCAUGAACUUCCCUUUCUUGAAGUCCCCAAAUCUGUGGAUUGGAGAGAGAGAGGCUAUGUAACGCCGGUGAAGAAUCAGGGUCAGUGUGGUUCUUGCUGGGCUUUUAGUGCAACUGGUGCCCUGGAGGGACAGAUGUUCCGCAAAACUGGUAAACUUGUUCCACUGAGUGAGCAGAAUCUGGUGGACUGUUCUCGGUCUCAAGGCAAUGAGGGCUGCAACGGUGGCCUAAUGGACAAUGCCUUCCAGUACGUUAAGGAUAAUGGAGGCCUGGACUCAGAGAAAUCCUAUCCAUACCUUGCAAGGGACACAGAUGCCUGUAACUACAAGCCCGAGUUUGCUGCCGCCAAUGACACUGGCUUUGUGGACAUCCCUCAGCGGGAGAAGGCCCUCAUGAAGGCCGUGGCGGCAGUGGGGCCCAUCUCUGUUGCCAUCGAUGCUGGCCAUGAGUCGUUCCAGUUCUAUAAAGCAGGCAUUUAUUAUGAUCCGCAGUGUAGCAGCAAAGACCUGGAUCACGGCGUCCUGCUGGUUGGCUAUGGCUUUGAAGAAGCAGAUUCAAAUAACAAAUUCUGGCUUGUCAAGAACAGAAAACAUGCUCUUCUUCCAGCUGGGGGCCGGAAUGGGGCUGGAAUGGCUACGUUAAAAUAGCCAAAGACCAGAACAAUCACUGUGGAAUCGCCACAGCAGCAAGCUAUCCCACUGUGUAAGCUGAUGGCAGUGAUAAUGCAGGACUUGAGGACAGCGUAUCCAGACAAAUUUCAUCAUAAAACUGACUAGACCCUUAUUGUGUAAGAUAAAACCCUUGAGUCAUUGAGGAUCCAAGCUGUGAUUUGCAUUUUGACAUUUUUAUAAGGGUAAAAUGUUACCACUACUUUAAUUACUAUUAUAUAAAUAGCUUUAUAAUGUUCAAGUCUCAUUACUUAAUGCUAAAUAUUUGAAUUUUCAUUUUUUAAAAGGAUAUAUAAAAAACUACCUUUUAAAAUAAAUUUUAAUUCAGUGUGUAAAGAUGGAACUUCUUUCUAUAUUUAUAAUGCAUUAAUGUUUUGUGUAGUUGGGAAGUGCAAUUAGGCUAUAAAGAUGUAACUGAAUGUGCCAAUGGUGGAUUAGGAAAAGGACGCUGGGUGGCCCUCUUGAUCUUCCAGUUAUAACUAUGCAGAUUCUAUGUCAGCUACCUGUUGACCGUGUUGACCCAAUCCUUGAAGCCAGCCAAAUGUGACACCCAGUCUGGAAGGGCAAAGGUAAAUUGUCUUAAUAAAAACAAAUUCACCCUUAGAAAAGUGAUUACAUAUACAGAUUGUUAGAUUUUAGAUAACUAGAAAAGGAGGGCCUCCUCCUUUGACUCAGGAUGUUUCUAACUUAGUCAUGUUAUGUGCGGAAAGCCUCAGAGCCUGUUACCAAAGCAGUUGCUGAAAUCACUGUGUGGACCACAUGACUACUUGGCAGCUGGAAAGGACAAGGCCCCAGUGGACUGCAGGCAUUAGUCUUUGUUCUGCCAAGUCUCUGAUGGCAUUCCACAUAACUUUCAGGAAAAGCCUCCUUUAUUACCUGGUGUUAACAAAUGUAAAUGUAAUGGCUGUGAUUAAUAAAUAUCAGGUGCUUGGUAGAAACUGGAGAAAUGUGUUCAAGGUCUACGAGAGAUGAGGGUUGGCUUCAAAAAUAGUUCUCUGGCCUUGAAAAUGGGUGACAGAUCUUUAGGCCAAAUUUGGGUUUACCUAAUCUCUGAGCUAAAAAUUAACUUGAAGGGAACAGAACAGCCUAAUAAGCAUAUGGUUGCACAGGUAGUAAAUACAAUUCAUACAUUUGCAUAUUUAAAAGACAGGAAGGAAAAAUGCCAAACUGCUGGGUGAUUUAUAGAUGAUUAUUUUCUUUAACCUGUUAAAAUGUAAAAACACACCUACAUUCUGCAGGCUAAAAAAUCAUGUGUGCAUGUGUUUAAAAAUCUCAUGUUUCCAAAGUAUAAAGAAUAAACUGGUGAAAUGUUUAAUGUAGCUAUAAUCCUUGUGAAGGGAAUGACAUGGUGGACAGCUGGAGCCUUCUGUCCCACAAAGCUUCAUUUACAGUUGGCCACCUUUGGUCCGUAUUCCAGCCUGCCAAUCAAAGGACUAGAGCUACCCUUCUAACCUUGAGCUACAAUAUUGAAUUUGGAAUCUCUGUUUAAUUGGCCCAUUUCAAUAAAUUCAGUCUGAUCUAA
Molecule: messenger RNA, 2631 nt
Organism: Manis pentadactyla (Chinese pangolin)
Lineage: Eukaryota; Metazoa; Chordata; Mammalia; Pholidota; Manidae
Product: procathepsin L
Exons: 8
Coding region: 129-1088 (319 amino acids)
Biological process (GO): immune response
Cellular component (GO): lysosome
Molecular function (GO): cysteine-type endopeptidase activity
Source: RefSeq, a predicted model, not a curated record